GUCGAUCUAAAUACAUCUCCCAUACUCUCUCCAUCAUUGCCAAAAAUCCCCAAAGAACCUCAGAUUAGGGUUUCUCUUUCAGUAAUUGAUCUGCAAUUACCUACUUCGAAUUCUCGAGUAGCCAUGGAGAAUCAGCAGAAGCAACUCCAGCGAGGCGCUUCGGCUCGUGGCGAAGAGAGUUCGGUCAGAGGGAUCGAUCUUAUGAGAGUUGAUCAAUGCGAGGAGAUCAGUGUAAGCCAAGCUCAUACUCUCUCGACGGUGGGAGGAACGAUUGAGCAAGAAGAGGCCCCUGUAAAGCGAAAACGAGGUCGGCCUCCGAAAGCACGUGCUAAGACGCCGUUACAAACUCAGCCACCUCCGCCGCAGAAGGAUGAUAAGGAUGAAGAUGUUUGUUUUAUCUGCUUUGACGGCGGAGACCUUGUUCUCUGUGAUCGCCGGAACUGCCCCAAGGCAUACCAUCCUGCUUGUAUUAACAGAGACGAGGCUUUCUUUCGAACAACAGCUAAAUGGAACUGCGGUUGGCACAUAUGCAGUUCAUGCCAGAAACCUUCCACUUACAUGUGUUAUACAUGCACUUUUUCUGUUUGUAAGCGGUGCAUUCCAGAUGCCGACUAUGUGUUUGUGAGAGGUAACAUGGGGCUUUGUGGCACAUGUAUUAAGCCCAUUAUGUUGAUUGAGAAUAUUUCUCAUGGAGAUAACGCAGCGGUUAAAGUGGAUUUUGAUGACAAGCUCAGUUGGGAGUAUCUGUUCAAGGUAUAUUGGCUAUGCCUGAAAGAAGAGCUGUCUCUAACUGUCGACGAGCUUAUUAGAGCAAAUAAUCCUUGGAAGUAUGUUCCCUACACUCCUAAAGUGGAGUCAAGGAAUGAGCAUACCCUUCACAAUGCUUAUUCCUCAUGCAAUUCAGCUUUAGAUCUAGCAGAGAAUGAAACAAAAAGAAGAAGGACUAGUGAUUCCCCCACCUUACCUAGCACGUUGGAUGCCCAAAUUCCAAGUAGUACCCUAAAGAAGCUUCCUGGAGACACAAAUUGGGCAACAAAAGAACUCCUCGAGUUUUUGUCAUUCAUGAGAAAUGGCGAUACAUCGGUUAUUUCUCAGGUCGACGUACAUGGUCUUCUGCUUGAGUAUAUCAAGCAAAAAAAUCUAAGGGAUCCUCAGCUGAAGUCUCAAGUUAUCUGUGACCUAAUGCUUGUGAAGUUGUUUGGAAAACAGCGAGUGGGUCACCUUGAAAUGCUUAAGCUUCUUGAGUCUCACUUUCUUAUUCGAGAGAAACCGAAAGAUGAGAAAACCACAAACGAGGAAAUUACUCAUGCCGUUCCUAGCCAAAUAGAGAAGGAUAAUGUUCACUAUCCACCGGUAAGGGAUAGAAGACGAAAGAUGCGUAGAAAAGCUGAUGGCAGAGUACAAAACGAAAAUCAACCUGAUGCAUAUGCAGCUAUUGAUGUUCACAAUAUCAACCUGAUUUAUUUGAGACGUAAAUUUUUAGAGACUCUACUUGAUGAUAUCAACAAGGUUCAAGAAAAGGUGGUUGGCUCAAUUUUGAGAAUUAGGGUAACUGGCAGCGACCAGAUGCUGGAUAUUCACAGGCUCGUUCAAGUUGUAGGUACAAGCAAGGCAGCAGCAUCCUACCAACUUGGCACAAAGACUACAAAUGUGAUGCUAGAGAUACAAAAUUUAGACAAGAGAGAAGUCAUCUCGAUUGAUCAAUUAUCAGACCAGAAUGUCACAGAGGACGAAUGCAAACGGCUGCGCCAGAGCAUAAAAUGUGGCCUCAAUAAACGUUUGACUGUGGGUGACAUAUUGAAGACGGCAGCAACACUGCAAGCCUUGAGAAUCAAUGAAGCUCUGGAAGCUGAGAUAUUAAAGGUCAAAAACCUCCUUGAUCGGGCCAGUGAGAAUGGUCAUCGAAAGGAGCUCAGAGACUGUGUAGAAAAGCUAGGGCAUCUAGAAUCACCCGAGGAACGCCAGCGGCUUCUGCAGGAAAUCCCAGAAGUUCAUACGGAUCCAAGCAUGGAUCCGAGUCAUCCAUCAGCAGAAGAUGCAGUGUUGGGUACGAGGAAACAAGAUAAUCACGUAAAGGCACAAAGUAAAAGUCCGAAGAAAGUAGGGAAUAUCAUGAACAACUUGGGAAAUAAUGCUCAGACAAAAUAUGAUGCUCCAGUUUUGCGAAGCAAAAAUGCGGUGCAUGCUACUAAGAAAGAUGAUUGUUCCAAGGUCUACAACAACUCAUCAGAUAUCCAGGAAAGUGGUAAAGAUGAUGAGGAAAGUGAAAUAUGGCAUUAUCGAGAUCCAACCGGAAAAACCCAGGGACCGUUUUCUAUGGUGCAGCUCCGCAGAUGGAAAUCUUGUGGUCAUUUCCCCCAUUAUCUUAGGAUAUGGAAAGCGAAUGAGAACCAAGACGAGUCUGUACUUUUGACUGACGCUCUUGCCGGACGGUUUGAUAAAGCAACUACUUCGUUAAAUUCCUCUUUACUUACCCAAGAACUAAAACCGUCUCCGGAUAACUCUGGACGCAGUGGCGUGGAUAGGAACUGUCUUCAGAAGAACCUUACGCCAGUCAGCACCAAUGCAACCUCCUCUUCGUCCUCAACUGUCAGUGCCCUUUCUAACGAUCAAAAAGAGAAAAAAGUUGUGACUCUUGUACCUUGCUCUGGAAAAGUUGGAGAUGAUAAUUCUGUUCUCCCCCGGCCUCAGGUUAGUUGUCCAACAUCGAUGUCUGUGGUUCCAGGACAUGUGGUUACUCCUGACGUAAGAGAAACUUCAGGAACUGACAAAUCCAGUGCUGUGCCGGCAGAUGGUAAGACUGUAGAAGAUGGAACAAAUGGCUGUUCUGUUCAUGUCCCAAACCUUAAUCAAGAAAUCCAUUUCCCUGAUAUCACUAGUCCUACACCUAAGUCGAGCCCCGAAGACUUGGAAGCUCAAGCGGCAGAGACUAUUCAGUCUCUGUCUUCAGGUGUCACAUGGAGCUCCAUCACCACAACUACCACUGAUGCUGCUACCACCACUUCGAGUGUUGUGGUCACUGGAGGACAACUUCCUCAAGUAACACAUCAGAAUGCUGUUGUUUCAGCUGCAACGUCUGUGAAGCCAGUUGAUUUAGCAGAUGAUCAUGCCACAGCUACUCAGACUUCCGACGACACCCAAGUGGCUCAUUCAUCUGGGUGGCCGGCCAUUGUGGCAGAUCCGGACGAGUGUGAUGAAUCAGUUUCGGAUCUAUUAGCCGAAGUUGAAGCAAUGGAGCAGAACGGUUUGCCUUCUUCACCCACCUCAACGUUUCACUAUGACGACGAUGAUUUGACAAAAGGGCCAGAAAAAGAUUUCUUUAACCCUGUGGCACGCAUGUCCCUCACACCUGAAACAUGCAGAAUGAAUAUCUCUCAGCCGAGUAUCCUUGACAAUCUCUCUGCGGGGAAAAGCACAAUGUGCACAGAUUCAAAAGACAACACUCUUUUCAACCACUGUGGUACCGCCAGUCCAGAGCUCCUGCUCUUUGCACCGCCCUCUACAGUUCGUCAGGACCUGACUCUGACGACAACAGCUCUCAGACUGGGAUCAGAAACCACAGUUGAAGCUGGAUCGGUCGGGAGGCUUCCCAAGUCUGUUUCGGGAGUUGGAAUGGAACCGAGCCCCAGGUCAUCAUCGUUACGUGACUCACCUCGUGGAAACACGGAGCGUAGUCCACGUGGAAAUGGAAGCCAGCAAAGGAGAUCCGGUGGGCACAGCAGAGACCGGCAAUGGUGGAACAAUGGUCACAACAGUAGCGUCAACAACAGUCAUAAUAAUCGGCAAUGGCCAUACAGUAGUAGCCAUGGGUAUGACCAUGGAUCAGGUUCAUACACAGCUCAUCCGCCCAAAGGGCUGAAGAUAUGUAAAUUCUAUGAGAGUGGAAACUGCAAAAAGGGUGCUUCUUGUAGCUUUUGGCACCCCUGAUUCUCAUCUUUUUAUAUUGUGUUUAUUUGUUUAGUUAGUAACAUCUUGAACAUCCUCUUUUGUAAAACUUUAUGUAACUCAGUAGCCGCAUGUUUAAGUAAUUACUAGAUCAUGAACCGCCCAUGCGAAUUUUUUUUGGAUGUACUUUAUAUAAUUUUGUUUUAUAUAGUUUCAAAUUUG
Eruca vesicaria subsp. sativa (arugula) is the source of this 4107-nucleotide messenger RNA. Lineage: Eukaryota; Viridiplantae; Streptophyta; Magnoliopsida; Brassicales; Brassicaceae. The record is from the annotation of a GenBank genome assembly.